Messenger RNA from Eimeria tenella, 234 nucleotides. RefSeq lists its product as uncharacterized. Bases 1 to 234 code for a protein of 77 amino acids. The record is from RefSeq and is a predicted model, not a curated record. The transcript is spliced from 2 exons. Lineage: Eukaryota; Apicomplexa; Conoidasida; Eucoccidiorida; Eimeriidae.
AUGGCCUCUGAGAUCAAAAGGCUUCGAGCCGAAGUUGAGGAGGUUUACAUUUGCAGGUCGAGGGUUUCGCUGGAGCUGGCCGAGGCGCGGCGGCAGCUGGAGGAAGAAAGGCGGCAGCACCUGAAGGAGCAGCAGCAGCUAAAAGAUGAACUCAUGCAUGCAGAAGCAAGGGCUGAGUGCCUCGGGGACCAAGUUGUUAGCUGCUGCUGCUGCUGCUGCUGCUGCUGCUGUUGA